Molecule: messenger RNA, 2435 nt
Organism: Linum trigynum
Lineage: Eukaryota; Viridiplantae; Streptophyta; Magnoliopsida; Malpighiales; Linaceae
Source: the annotation of a GenBank genome assembly
UAUCCUUAUCAAGAAGAAUUCCUCCCACAACCAGAGGGACCAUCGGAGCUAGAGUUAGCCACGGAGGCAUUCACGGGCCAUUAGGCAGAGCCAUGCUACACUCCACGGCCAGAUCCAAAUUGUCAAUUGACGCUUCUCGUGGAGCAGUUUGUUCAGGACAUCGAGAGAUCCUUCCCCAAGAUGGACCUUAUAAUCAAAUCAAUGGCUCCUCCGGUUGUUCCUCGUGACCCUUCCUUUCUCCGUGAAAUGGAGGAGACUAUUCAGCACUCAACAAAGCAAACAGAGCGGGUUGAGCAAGUUUGUGCACAGCUUGAUAAAGAUCACCUUUCUGCUACCAUAGAAGAAGAUGAGGAGGAUGAAGGAGGCUACAAGGACAUUGUGGAGCAAACAGAAGUUGUCACGGAGAGCUCCCGUGAUGAUCAUGAUCAGGUUUUUCCUGUUGUAGCCGAGCACACCUUCCCACAUCCCACACCGAGCUUUGAAGAGGUGGGCAUGAGUGAGGAGAUGCAAGAUGAUCUCAUCGAAGAAAUUGCUUGGCGACUUGCUCUCCAAUCCGCGUUGGAAGAAGAAGAGCGAGAAAGGAUGCGAGAAGAAGUUGUGGAGGAUGACGAAAAUGAAGUAGAAGGAGUUCUUGAUCUUUUCCCAGGGUUGAUACCACAUUUUGUAUAAGGAAGAAGGGUUGAGGAAGCAAUUGGCAUCCAGUCUGAGGAAGAAGUUGAGGUGCAAGAGGCUUGAACCAGCCAUGAGUUACAUGUGAUAUCUCCAUCAAACUUUGAGGAGCUGGUUGGCAUGGACCCAUUUGCAGUGUCUCUUUGCCACACCAAAGCCACAUACAUCGGUCCCGCUUAGUGGACACAAUGGUGGUCAAUCGAUGCUUUCAUAUUUGGUUUGGGGCAAUGAGACGAGAGAAGAAGAGAAGAAGAGGUCUCGAGGGUGGAGACUUUAUCUGCAUCAAAUUCACGAGCCCACAUCACCUCCUACACCACAUGCUCGUGAAUUGAGGCUCCACCUCAUCGACGAGAACCUCAACUUUACGGAGGUUUUGGGGUGGAACGAAACUUAGGAGCCACCGUCAGGCUCAAGGCGUGAAAGAUGCGCUUGUUGGGAGGCAACCCAACUAGUCGAUAUGCAUUUCUUUCCCUAUAUCUCUUCGGUUGAGUCGGUUUUGUCUUUGAUUUUAGAGUCAAUAACUCAACCUUUGUGAGAUUUUGUGUGGUGUUUGUGUUCCGACCACUCUCACCUCCUGGAAUGCACCGCCUGCCCCGUCCGCCAUCAUUCACACUUGAUCUGGUAACUUCGUUCUAACCUCCUUUUCUUUCCUCCAUUGAGGACAAUGUCGUGUUUAAGUGUGGGGGUGUUCCAUUAUGUUUGUGUGUGAAUGUUUGGUUGUAUGUGUGUGCUUGGAGCCUAGUCCAUUGUCCAAAUUUUAUGAUUUGAGGGCUCUAAGUACGUGUUCCUUGAAAUUUCUUGCUCAGUAUGCUUUGAAUUGACAGUCUUUAUAGUGUUAUGCAACCUAGGGAGGUACUUGUAGCACUAUGGAAGAUGUUGAUGCAUUGAGAAGUCUCUUUUCUUCUUCAUAUUGUGUUGGUUGAUUGUGUGAAUUAGUGGUCUAAUGACACUUGAAUCAUGUGGUAUCGAUGACUCUCUCCCUGUUCAUGGGCUCUUGUAUCAAGUUUUGAAAAAGGUGCUCUAAAUUGUGCUUUUAAAAUAACGCCUCCCGUGUGGAAAUCGGUGAAAGUGUGUAAGGGGAGACAGGAAUUGUUCCCAACUUCCACAUACUAACUCCAGCCCCCUUACACACUAUUUCUCCCACACGAGCCUUGAGACAUCUGCUCCCGGCAUGGUCGGUAAGAGCCGCUCACAGCAUGGCUGGUAAGAGCUGGACUCCCUCAAAAUAUUGGCUUGGUGGGAGCCCGUUUUCUGAAAAAUAACUGGUUGGAAUCUUUGCAAAAAGAAAAAAAAAGAAAGGGGGUUCCAACCAUCUUCGAAGGAAAAUAAAACAGAGCACCUAAAAAGUUGAGUCCAUGAUUCCUUCUGUUUUUUAGAGUCUGUUUGUCCACGAAUCCCUUGUCCUCUGAUCACUACUUCGCAUGAUCCCGAAUCGGGACUAGAGUUCUCGCCGAAGAAGCUAGGGGGUAUCUUGUGCGUUGAUUAACCUCAUAAGCUGCUAAAUGAUCUAGGAAGUCCUCUACCGAUGAUCGGGGUUGCACGUUGCUAUGGAGGUAUGGAGAGUUGCAUUGGUUUGAGCCAGAUUUGCUUGGGGACAAGCAAACGGUUAAAUGUGGGGGGAUUUGAUGACUCGAUAUUUGCACAUGUUUUCCUCUUUAUUUAUUGAUCUGUUAACUUGGAAACUGAUCGUUCCUUGGCCUAUUUUAUGCUAGGUUAUGUUCCUUUGUCAUAUUUUAGGUUCUAGCACAUAAAGCGAAGCAUAGGCA